Messenger RNA from Cicer arietinum (chickpea), 471 nucleotides. RefSeq names its product protein DMP2-like. The record is from RefSeq and is a predicted model, not a curated record. Lineage: Eukaryota; Viridiplantae; Streptophyta; Magnoliopsida; Fabales; Fabaceae. Gene Ontology annotation, biological process: endomembrane system organization.
AUGAACAACUCAACCAACCAAGAUAUGAAUGUUCCCUUUGAACAGAGUGAUGAUUAUUAUUAUGAUCUUGAUGAUUAUGACAUGGAUGAAUCUCACUACUUCUAUGUUACCAAUGCAAUACUGAGUGGUACAGCUAGGCUCAAUGUUCUCUUACCAACAGUGACCACUCUUGCCUUCAGCAUUUUUGCACCUAUCCUAACCAAUGACGGCGAAUGCAGCGUUCUGAAUCACUGGUUGACAGGCGUCUUUCUAGUUAUAUUAGCAUUGUCGUGUGUCUUCUUCACCUUCACCGACAGCUUCAAAACGGCCACCGGCAGGUUGUACUAUGGGGUAGCAACAUUUAGAGGGAUGUGGACUUUCUGUGGAGGCAGGAAGAAACCUCGUGUGCCAUCAGAUUAUAGGCUUACAUGGACUGAUCUUUUCCAUGCAUUACUGUCUCUGCUCUCUUUUCUUGCUUUUGCAGAAUCAUAG